Messenger RNA from Aplosporella prunicola CBS 121167, 291 nucleotides. RefSeq lists its product as uncharacterized. The record is from RefSeq and is a predicted model, not a curated record. The transcript has a single exon. The annotation marks the transcript as partial. NCBI's taxonomy places the organism in Eukaryota, Fungi, Ascomycota, Dothideomycetes, Botryosphaeriales, Aplosporellaceae.
GACAACCGGCCGGUAAAAGUCAGGCAAAACCUAUUAGAUGCACUACGAGCUUUACGUCCUAAGCUCUAUCGUCUCGUCCUCUGGGUUGAUGCACUUUGUAUCAAUCAGCGCAACAAUAUGGAGAAGUCUAAGCAGGUCGCAAAAAUGGGCCGGAUAUUCCAGGAAGCAGUCCGUGUCACUUGCUGGAUUGGAACGCCUACUAGGGAUAGUGAUUCCGCUAUCGCCUUUCUAAACGCUGCCGGAUCGUUUCUCCAGUCAAUGCCUUCCCUGACCGAAGAGGAGAAAACAUAA